AUGAAGACAUUUUUUUAUCAAUCUUUUUUCAUCUUUUCCUUUUUCGUUACUAUUAUUAAUGGAGACGAAGAUAAUGCAGAUUACAUGUCUGAUUUUAUGAAAGCACUGACUCCAACUCCAUCGGGCUGGUCUAACAAUACUCACUAUUGCAAAUGGAACGGCAUCCUUUGCCAAUCUAGUCGUGUUGUUUCCAUCAAACUUCCAUCGAGUUCACUGUCCGGAACAUUCCCUCCCAACUUCAACACUCUUACUAAUAUCACCCAUAUUGAUCUUCAUAACAACUCUCUCAUCGCUUCUUUACCUAAUUACUAUGGUCUCAACGCGCUUCAAACAGUCUCCCUCGGUCACAAUAACUUCACCUCAAUCCCAAACGGUUGCUUUCAACUCACGCAUGGUCUCAGAACCCUCAACCUUAGCAACAACCUGAAUCUAGAUCCAUGGGCAUUUCCUAUAGCUGACAUAGCAUUUUCCACCUCUAUGGAAACCAUUGAUCUUGAAGCUACUAACAUGAUUGAUUCAUUACUAUCUGAAAUGUUUAAUACGUUUCCAACUUUGCAUACUUUUAUUCUUUCCCAUAAUAACAUUAUAGGAAGUUUACCCCUAUCUCUCGGUGAAUCUAGAGUAAGGUGUUUACGGCUCAACAACCAGGGAUUUAAUUGGCUUACGGGUGCGAUUGAUGUGAUGUCAUCCAUGAGAUUCUUGUCUCAGGCGUGGCUUCGCAAUAACUUGUUCAAAGGUCCAAUACCUACCACGUUUAACUCCACUUAUUUGUCUGAUCUCCAGCUCAAGAAUAAUCACUUAGCUGGUUUGGUUCCACCUUCCUUGCUCGCCCUCACUAGUUUUGAACAACAUCUCUUUGGACCACAAUGCUCUUCAGUAAAUUACUCCAUUUGCUUCUGUGAUUGUUAA
Molecule: messenger RNA, 909 nt
Organism: Vicia faba (fava bean)
Lineage: Eukaryota; Viridiplantae; Streptophyta; Magnoliopsida; Fabales; Fabaceae
Source: the annotation of a GenBank genome assembly